Messenger RNA from Sander lucioperca (pikeperch), 637 nucleotides. RefSeq names its product beta-microseminoprotein A1-like. Bases 143 to 463 code for a protein of 106 amino acids. The record is from RefSeq and is a predicted model, not a curated record. Lineage: Eukaryota; Metazoa; Chordata; Actinopteri; Perciformes; Percidae. The transcript is spliced from 4 exons.
CACCCCUCCCCUCCCCUUAUUUAAUUCCAAAGGUCCCUGCAGCAGACACUGUUUAAAAGACAGAGCCCUUCAUUAAUCAUACAGGAUACUUUAACCUCUUACCUAAACACAAUUCAAUUUGGACGAAAAUUUGACUGCCACUAUGAAAUACUUGGCUCUGGCUUUGCUGCUAUGUGCUCUGGCGUCACUGUCAAACGCACAAUGCUACUUUAAGGGCAUGAAAGCAGGCGUGACCCAUUGUCAGGACGAUGUGGAUCAGACGUGGCAUGCUGUGGGAUCUAGAUGGAGAAACAGUAGAUGUAUGGACUGUGAUUGCAGUAGCUGUUGUGCUGGGUAUUCAACCCCCAGACAGUUCCCUGAUGACUGCGUGUCAGUUUUUGACUCGGAAGCUUGUCAAUACAUAGUGCACAAGAAGGAUGACCCAUCCGUAUUAUGUCCAAUUUAUGGAGCAGUAGGGAAGUGAUGGCUGUUCGGAAGGUCUGCAGUAUUUUCUUGGACGAGAGAGAAAGAUGGAGGUGUGAUCCCUCACAGGCUUCUCACUGGGAAACACAGCCUGUUGUGUUGGUUGUAACACACGACCAAACAGGGAGCACAGCUGCUGAAAAUUGAAAAUAAAAUAAAAUCACCACAAAAAAAA